Messenger RNA from Lonchura striata (white-rumped munia), 2614 nucleotides. The record is from RefSeq and is a predicted model, not a curated record. NCBI's taxonomy places the organism in Eukaryota, Metazoa, Chordata, Aves, Passeriformes, Estrildidae.
GCUCGCCCACACCGCGCUGAGGAAGUGGCCGCGGCUGCGAGCGAAAACGAGGAAGCGGCGAAUCCGGCGGCGCUGAGGGAGGGUCCGGCGCCGCUCCGGCCGCAGCCCGGCACGGCUCGGCACAGCAGAGCCGCCCGCCCGAGGGCUGCCCCCGGAAGGAGGCGGCGGCGGGAGCCGAGUGACCCCGAGCAGCAGCGAUACAGUAUUCUAGGUUUGCUACUUGGAAAAGAAAAAACCAUGGCUUCCAACACAUCAAACCCUGCUAACCAUUUGCCUUACUUCUUUGGUAAUAUCACACGUGAAGAUGCUGAGGAGUACCUAAUGCAGGGAGGAGCAAGUGACGGACUAUACCUGCUCCGCCAGAGCCGGAAUUACCUGGGCGGCUUCACCCUCUCCUUGGCCCACGGAAGGAAGGUUCACCACUAUACAAUUGAGAGGGAGCUGAGUGGCUCCUAUGCUAUUGCGGGAGGCAAGUCGCAUGCCAGUCCUGCUGAACUCAUUAAUUAUCACUCAGGGGAAGCGGAUGGCCUUAUCUGUCUGCUGAGAAAACCUUUCAACCGGCCACCAGGCGUUGAACCCAAAACAGGACCCUUUGAAGAUUUGAAAGAGAACCUCAUCAGAGAAUAUGUCAAGCAGACUUGGAAUUUGCAGGGGCAUGCUCUUGAACAAGCUAUCAUUAGUCAGAAGCCUCAGCUGGAAAAGCUGAUUGCCACUACAGCCCACGAGAAGAUGCCGUGGUUCCACGGGAGGAUCUCUCGGGAGGAGUCAGAGCACCGUAUCCUCAUUGGGUCCAAAAACAAUGGAAAAUUUCUUAUCCGAGAAAGGGACAGCAAUGGUUCCUAUGCCCUGUGCCUGCUGAAUGAUGGAAAAGUACUGCACUAUCGUAUUGACAGAGACAAGACAGGAAAGCUCUCCAUACCAGAUGGAAAAAGAUUUGACACCCUUUGGCAGUUAGUUGAGCAUUAUUCAUACAAACCAGAUGGAUUAUUAAGGGUUCUUACCAUUCCUUGUCCACAACAUGGCUCAGAAAAUGAUAAUCUUGGUUUUAAUACUCAUCAUUCUUCUGUAACGCUUCCGAAGAGUUGGUCAGGAGGUGGAAUUAUCUCAAGACUCAAAUCGUACACCUUCCCAAAGGCUGGCAGCAAAAAGCUUCAAUCAGCUAUCGGCCACCCACCAGAAGAAGCACCUUUUAAUCCAUAUGUGUUGCAAAGGAACAGAGGUCUUGCAGGAGCAGAAAAAGGUGAUCAGAGAGAGGCCUUACCCAUGGAUACUGAGGUCUAUGAAAGUCCAUAUGCUGAUCCAGAUGAAAUUAAACCAAAAAAUGUCACUCUUGACAGGAAAUUGUUGACUUUGGAGGAAGGUGAACUUGGCUCUGGCAACUUUGGUACUGUAAAGAAAGGAUUCUAUAAGAUGAAAAAGGGUGCCAAACCUGUGGCUGUAAAAAUUCUGAAGAAUGAGAGUAAUGAUCCAGCUAUAAAGGAUGAGUUACUGAGAGAAGCAAAUGUAAUGCAGCAACUGGAUAACCCAUACAUUGUCCGAAUGAUAGGUAUAUGUGAAGCUGAGGCCUGGAUGUUAGUAAUGGAAAUGGCUGAACUUGGGCCAUUGAACAAAUUUUUGCAAAAAAAUAGACAUGUCACAGAGAAGAAUAUAACAGAGCUGGUGCAUCAGGUUUCCAUGGGGAUGAAAUAUCUGGAGGAGAAUAAUUUUGUUCAUAGGGAUUUGGCUGCAAGAAAUGUGCUGUUAGUCACACAACAUUAUGCCAAAAUUAGUGACUUUGGACUUUCUAAAGCUCUUAGUGCUGAUGAAAAUUAUUACAAGGCACAAAGUCAUGGAAAAUGGCCAGUCAAAUGGUAUGCUCCAGAAUGCAUGAAUUUCUACAAAUUUUCUAGCAAAAGUGAUGUCUGGAGCUUUGGGGUUUUAAUGUGGGAAGCUUUCUCUUAUGGACAAAAACCAUAUAAGGGAAUGAAAGGUGGUGAAGUUGCACAGAUGAUUGAAAGGGGAGAACGAAUGGAACGACCUGAAGUCUGCCCAACAGAAGUCUACAGUCUAAUGAAAUUGUGUUGGACAUACAACGUUGACGACCGGCCAGGAUUUGCUGCAGUCGAGAUGAGAUUACGUAACUACUACUACGACAUUUCCCACUAACAGUGUGGAGAACAGCAGCUUCCUCGUCUCCAGCCAGCACCCUCUGAGAAGCAGCUCAUUUUCCAAAACCAAGCAACCUCAAUUUUUGUACUUCCAUUUUCAACUUGCAAAGCUCAGAGCUGAGCCUUGCAUCUGUAAGGUUGUUUUUUCUUACCUUCUGCACAAAAUCCAGCCCCGAAAGAGUUUUGGAAGUGUAACAGUCUCAAAGUGCACAGCAAGGAUAAAAUGCUUGUAUUUCUGCUACAUUCCAUUUCAUUUUAUUUACAGCUUUAUUUGCAUUAUAUUUUGCAGUCCUGUAAACUCUAUUUAAUGACUCUGAGCCCUCUUUCUCUCCUAUAUUGGAAUGCAGAUUGGAAUUUAAAUUCUCAUCAACAUUCUUAACCUUUACAUGUAUUUAGUUGUUCCAGCUUUCCCUUUCCUCAAGGAAGAAUAGCAUAAACAUUUCCCACUAUGAAGCAAAUUCACUGUA